This is a messenger RNA of Cyprinus carpio (common carp), 1773 nucleotides long. Its product is annotated as small VCP/p97-interacting protein-like. Lineage: Eukaryota; Metazoa; Chordata; Actinopteri; Cypriniformes; Cyprinidae. The record is from RefSeq and is a predicted model, not a curated record. Gene Ontology annotation, biological process: negative regulation of VCP-NPL4-UFD1 AAA ATPase complex assembly; negative regulation of retrograde protein transport, ER to cytosol; positive regulation of autophagy. Gene Ontology annotation, cellular component: endoplasmic reticulum membrane.
UGCAGCAGGGCGCUGCUGAGCUUCACUUCCCUCGACUAACGGAGCUGCUGUACUGGUGUCAUCCUGACAGCUACACUCUCAGCUAAACUAAUACGCCAUAAUUACACAACAAGAUCGAAAACAAAUGUCGGGAGGCGUGAGAAUGAGGUUCGCUGAAGGUUAAAUUAGUCUAUUAGUGCGGUAAAGGUUACUUAUCAGUAGCGGUAGCUGGCUAAAGUAGCUCAGCACAGCUUUGUUUACAUUGCUAGUUCAGUUCAAGCUGCUCUCCUAGUGGGCUUACAGAAGCAUAUAAGCGCUGUUAGACAUCAUCUCAGCGGCCUGGCUUCUUUAUUUGUCCUCAUAUUUACUCUGAUUUGGCUGAAAAGAGUUUUAUUUGUGCCUGUGCUUCAUCAAACGUCAGCAUGGGGAUGUGUUUGCCCUGUCUGAGUGGAGCUGAGGAUGAUGUAGUCACACCAGACCCUGAGACCAGGAGAAGACAGCUAGCAGACGCUGCAGAGAAGAGACAGAAAGAGAUCACCUACAGAGGCAUCAAAAACCCAGAAGCCUUGGAGAGGAAAAAGAAGAAACAAGAAGAGACAGAGAAACAGACCAUGAAUACUGUACCUUCUGAAGGCGGCGGGCUAAAGUGGCAGGUUGGCUAACACAGGCUAAAGGGAAGAUCACUGGUCAGCCUUCAUCUGCAGUGUUUCCCGCUGACUUGAGAGAUUCUUAAAACUCUUUGUUCUUUCGGUUCUUAUUUUGAAGUGUACACUAGCCAGGGGAGUUUGCAUAGAGACUCCCGCACAAAACUCCUUAUCCUCCAGGCCUUCUGAUUGGCCAGAGUGCAUUCAGGCCACACCCCUUUAAAUGCCAAGACGGGCAAGCUAUUUGAUUUCUGGGAUAGUGCUUUUAGCAAUUAAUGUUUUUUUUUUCCCACAACUUAUUCAGUUUAUGUUUAUGGAUCUUUUCACACACACAGUUUUUGUACCAAUGUCCUUUCUAUUUUUGACAUUGCUCAAGAACUGAAUGUCAUUUUAAUACACAUUUAUACAACUGAAAAGCAUGUUUUAUAUUGGAUUUUGGAUAAUUUAAUACAUAUUUAGUCAUGUAUAUUUAUGCAUCAGUUACCAGUGUGUUUUGGUUGUAAGCUCAUCGUGUUUAGCAAUUUGUCAGGACUUGAAGUAUAAUAAUAAUGAAUAACAAUGAAAGAUAUUAUGUCAGUUAGCACUUUCACUGCCUGUUGAUUGUAUGACUUGCUGUUCUUAUGAACCAAAUUGAAUGUGCAUCACUUUAUCUUAUCAGACGCAUCAGUUUCUCACCCUUUCUGAAGGGCUUUGGUUGUCUUAAGUUAAGAAGAUCUUAACUUAUCACAUUUAAACUCAGCAUCCAUGUGUUGGGCCGUGCAGCAGUGACUGUAGCAGCCUGAGUUAUAGUGAUCAGUGUGGAAUACACUUUAUCUCUAGGACCUCUGAGUGAGCUCUACAUAUUGCCUUUGAUGCGUUGCUUUAAUGCUAUGCUCAUGAGUUGUUACCUCUGCCUACAGCAACUCACUCAAUGCUUGUGACAGGGAAACAGAUUUGCACCAAAUUAUCAAGUGAAAUAUCUUCCCAGGGUUCAUUCAGAAUGGGUUAUUAAUAUACAGACACUGUAUAACAAUAAUACAAAACAUCAGACAAAGUUUUGCAAUGUUCAUGUUUACCAGUAGAGGGCAGUGGCACACUUUCAGAUCAGGAACUGUUUUAGAACCACAACUGCAAGGAGGCAUUGCUUAAAUAAAGAUUGUUUGAUUGAACA